Adineta ricciae is the source of this 3132-nucleotide messenger RNA. NCBI's taxonomy places the organism in Eukaryota, Metazoa, Rotifera, Eurotatoria, Adinetida, Adinetidae. The record is from the annotation of a GenBank genome assembly.
AUGUCCGUCGACGGUCAACAAUCUUUUCAUCCUCGAUCAUUCGACAUAACAAUCGGUGGUGUCUUUACUGAUCGCGACGAAGGCACUGACAGACAAAGUAUGGAGAGUAUAUUCAAAUAUGCCAUCUUCCACUACAAUCGUUUGGCGAAAGACGCGCACAAUCUAUCAUUUAAAAUUCGCAUUCAAGAAGAAACAUUGAGUCUGAUUGCGGCGGAUUCAGCAGUUCAAACUGUACAAGAUGUUUGUUCGCUUAUUCAUCUACGUCGUGUUCAAGGUAUAUUUGGUCCACCAUAUUCAGAAAUUGCUACUCUCGUGCAUUCAAUUUGUCACCAUGUCGAUAUUCCAUUCAUCAAUGUUUGUUCGUCAUGUUACGCAGCUGAAGACACUAACACGGAUGAUAUGGGCAAUGAAAUUGAGGAUAAGUCCAGAUCAGACCGUAUGUCAAUCAAUCUCUAUCCGUCCGAUGACGACUUAAAUUUUGCAUUUCAUAAUUUAACACAUAAACUUCAUUGGCAAAAGUUUCUGAUUAUCUACGAUGUUGAUUCAGGUUUAACACGUUUGCAAAGAUUAUUGGCAGAUCCAGGUAUUGACCAAACUGAUAUACUCGUACGACAAUUUACGCAUUACAAAGAUCGAAGUGUCCUUAUUGAUGCUAUCGGACGAGACAUCUUCAACAUUAUCCUCGAUUUAAAUGAUAUUAAUACACAAAUAAUAUUAAAAAUGGCAUUACAAAUGGGCAUGAUCAAUUCAAAUUAUCAUUAUUUAUUGACAACAUUAAAUGCUGAAACGUAUGAUCUCGAAGAUUUUAAAUAUAAUUUUGUUAACUUGACUGCAUUUCGCUUGUUCGAUCGUCGACAUGGACGUGUACAAAUGGCAAUGGAUUCAUUUUUCGCAUUCAAAACCAUACCGAACAACGAAACCAAUCGUCGUCUUUUCACAACUUCUGUGGCAUUGUGGACUGAUGCACUAUUGGCGUUCGCCUAUGCGUACGAUAAAUUGAUUCAAUCGCGUUUGAUUCUCGGUGAAGACAUCAUCCGACCUAAUGUUUCAUGUGUUGACGCACGUAGCUGGCCAUUGGGUAUUGAUUUACAUUCAAAAUUUAAACAAAUAGCAUUUGAUGGUAUAACCGGUAAAGUACAAUUCACUUCCGAAGGUGAACGGACUGGAUUUAACCUGGAUAUUCUGCAUUUAUCCGAGCAUGGUCUAGCUAAAAUUGGUGUAUGGUCACGUGAGUAUGGUGCAAAUUAUACUCUAGCCGCAUCCUCACGUCGCGAACUAUUCAAUUCGACAUUGAUCGUCACCACUAUAGUUGAACCUCCCUAUGUCAUGUUUAAAAAUAGUCAGAAUAUCAGCGAAGCUUUGAGUCGAAAUUAUACCAAUCAUGAAUUCGAAGGCUUCUGCGUCGAUUUACUAGAUGAACUGUCACGCGCAUUAAAAUUUCGUUACAAGAUUAAGCCAAUUUUGACGGAUCGUUAUGAUGACAUGGUUGAUGAAGUCAAAAAUAAAAUUGCGGAUUUAGCUGUCGCUCCAUUAACCAUUAACUAUGCACGUGAAAAACAAAUCGAUUUUACUAAACCAUUUCUGAGUUUGGGUAUUGCGGUUCUAUUCAAAUUACCCAAACCCGAAAAGCCAGGUCUAUUCAGCUUCCUCAGUCCAUUAUCACUCGAAAUUUGGAUAUAUACAUUUGCUGCUGUGUUCACUGUUAGUUUUAUUCUUUUACUCAUUGCUCGAUGUUCACCUGAUGAAUGGCGAAAUCCGUAUCCGUGUGAUACAGAAUAUGAUUAUCUAGAAAAUCGUUUUACCGUCAGUAAUACACUGUGGUUUUCAAUUGGUACACUCAUGCAACAAGGUUCUGAUGUAAGUCCAUCCGCAAUAUCUACUCGACUUGUUUCUGGUAUAUGGUGGUUUUUCACAUUGAUCCUCAUAUCAUCCUACACGGCUAACUUAGCGGCAUUUCUAACUGUGGAGAAACUUGUUAAUCCUAUCGAAAGUGCUGAUGACCUAGCUAAGCAAACAAAAAUCAAAUACGGUGUUGUCCAAGGAGGUUCAACUGAGCAAUUUUUUCGAGAAUCAAGUAUUCCAACGUAUCAAACGAUGUGGAAGUAUAUGACUAGCAAUCCCGAUGUAUUCGUAAAAGACAAUAAAGAGGGUGUCGCUCGUGUUAGGGACGAAUCCUAUGCGUUCCUCAUGGAAUCCACAACGAUUGAAUACACAGUUCAACGGGAAUGUAACUUAACUCAAAUCGGAGGUUUACUGGAUAAUAAAGGUUACGGUAUUGGAUUACCAGAAGGGAGUCCGUAUCGAGAACGUUUUUCGGAAAUAAUUCUUGAUUUACAAGAAAAGGGUAUUAUCCAAAAAUCUGUCAACAAAUGGUGGAAAGGAAAAGGAACCUGUUCAUCGGAAAAGAAGGAUUCCAAGGCAAACCCAUUGGGCGUCACUAAUGUCGGCGGUAUAUUCGUCGUACUGCUCGGUGGCGUUGUUCUAUCCUUAUUUGUCGCUGUUCUCGAAUUUCUGUGGCAUGCAAGAAAAAAUCAUGCCAAUCGACAACAUUCGAUAUGGUGGGAGUUAAUCAAAGAAUUUCGUUUCUCUAUCCAAUGUGGUGCUUCAAAUCGUAAAGCAUUAGCGACCCGCCGUUGUUCUCAAUGUACGAACGAUCAAGAAGAAAUGGAACCUGUGACAACAACCGGAUCGCAUCUUCUUCAUCCGCCAAGCAAUCGUUCGUCUGUUGCAUCAAAUAGUUAUAUGACAACGCUACAGCCGUUGAGACAUCGAUCAGCAUUAGAACGAACGUCCGAUCUUGAUAAGUUCGAUACAUUAUUAAUGCUUGCUGCGGACCGUACCAGUCGUCACAAUACGCAUCACAAAGACCAUCAACACUCCCGUUGUUCAUCAUCGUCCUUGCAGAGAAGACCUGUUCCUUUAUUAAUCAUCGAACAACAACCAUCCAAUCAUAGUUUGCAUGAUGAUUCUCAUCAUCUACGGUCUAAAAAAAAUCAAGAUUCGUCGGUACGAAGUAGUUUACAAAUUCCUAAUUCUGAAGACGAUAAUAUUAGUCGGAAUAGUACUGAUGCUUCUUCUGGUUCCAUAUCGUCAACGAACCCUCGUCUUCCUUUGCGUGUUUCUCGAUUGUGA